GCCGGGCCGCUCAUUGGUGCAGCUCGUUUGCCACGACCUUUGUCAAUGGAUGACGUAUGGGUUAAACAGCAUGCAUGGAAGCAUGUGACGGCAAGAACUUGAACACCACACCAGAACUUGGGAAUUAGGGUCAAAUUUCAGAGAGUUUCCCAUAAUAAAACAGUAUCCAGACAGAGGUUCUAUGUACCAUCUGCGGAAAUUGAACUUCUGGAUCAGUUCAACUCAUUGAAUUCGUAUCAACAGCCAUCAACUUGAAGUCGCAUCACAAAGAUGAAGCGAGUACUUCUGCUUUGCUUCAUCCACGGGUUCAGGGGAAGUGACUUCACUUUCGGGGAUUUCCCGCAGCACCUGAAGGAGACUGUCAGCAACAACCUGCCAGAGCACGAGGUUACCUCGGUCGUCUACCCCAAGUAUGAAACGUCAGGAGAGCUCGCACAGAGCACCGGGGCGUUUCUGGAAUGGCUAAAAGAGCGGGUGAUCGAGCUGAGAAAGGCCCAUCUCGACAUCCCGUGGCCUCCCAAUGACAGGAGGGUGGGCGUCAUUCUGGUGGCGCAUUCGAUGGGCGGCUUCGUAGCAAGCGACAGCCUCUUCCGCAUCCUCGACGAGCGCCGCUGCGAGGCGACAGGCUCCUCCUCCUCCUGUUUCUCCUCCUUGUCCGGCGGCCCCAGUAGCAUCAACAUCUUCCCUCUGAUCCAAGGCAUCCUCGCCUUCGACACGCCCUACAACGGCCUGGCCCGGUCGAUGUUCGUCUACGGCGCCUUCUCCAACUACCAGAAGGUCAGCAACGUAUUCAACAUCAUGACCGCCCUCUCGGCCGCGACGCCCGCCGCCCUCUCCCGCCUGGCCUCUAAGCGGGCCGUCAGCUCCGCCACGGGACGCAUCGCUAAAUCCGCCUCGUCUUCUUCCCGCACCAGCAGUCCAGCCUGGAAAGCGUGGCAGCUGAUCGCCAUGCGCACCGGCACGGUGGGCGUGAUCGCCGCCGGCGGCGUGGCCGCCUACACGCACCGCAAGAAGAUCCUGGAGGGCCUGCGCGCCGCGCGCAGUCUGACCAAGGAGGAUGUCGUGCAGGGGUAUCAGCAGUCGGUCGACGCGCUGGGCCAGGGGCUGGCGUAUGUGAACCGGGGCAAUAUCGGGGAGUCGUUUGCCUGGCUGUCCGACCACUUCACCUUUGUCGGGUCGCUGCUGAAGCAGAAUGAACUCUCCCGGAGGCUGGAAAGGUUGGCUGCGCUCAGGGGCGUGGGGGUGUGUGAUGUGUACGCGUCCCUGGGUGAGAAUGGGUAUUGGAGUGGGGGGUAUUUCGUGCCAGAGAGGACGUUCUGUGCGGUUCCGGCGAAGGAGGAACCGACUGCGAAACUGUUCACUAGGCAUGUGCUGGAGGGGGCGAAGGAUGAGAUUGUGGCGCACGUCAACUUGUUUAGGCGGGAGAAGAACAAGGAGUAUGAGCGGAUGACCAACGACGCGGCGAAGUUGAUUGUGGAAUGGUUCAACGACGAGACGGAGAUCUACGACGACCCCAAGUUUGCUGAGGCGCCGCCUGCCGAGGCAGAGGAGACCGAGGCCAUCGCCAAGGCGGUCGACAGCGAAGGGGUGGCCAUAACGGAAGGGAAGGAAGCCGAGCAGGGGAUUCAGGACGACAUAGAGAUGACCACCGACGACGGCAGCGUGCCGGAUGAAUCGCCGAUCGACAUCGCCGCGGCCGCUGCGCUGGUUCCCCUUCCCGACGAUAUCGAGGGCGACAUCGCUCAAGAGGGAGGAGGAGGAGAAGAGCACCCGAAGUCGGACGCGGCCGAGCAGAAGAAGGCCUACCUGCGCCAUCUGUUCGGCGUUGCGCAGCAGACCGGCACCAAUCUGCGGUCCUACCUGCCGUCGAAGAUCCCCACGGUCGAGAUGCCCAAGGUGUCGAUGCCCAGCGUCAACCUGCCGAACAUGCCGGCCAUGCAGAUGCCCAGUAUCCCGGCUAUGCCCAGCAUGCCGAGCAUGUCGCUGCCGACGCGCAUGAACCCGUUCGCUAAGAAGUCGACGGCGGGGGAGGCAGGAAGGGAGGCGCAGGGGGAGGCCAAAGAGGCAGGGCAGGAUGGUGAGCAGAAUGACACCACUGAGACCAAGCCGGUCCACGAGGAGAUUGCAGCCUCUACGUAGAAAGUUGGGAUGGGGGAAGUUACUCGAUGGUUUCGAUAGGAUUGGGUUAGGAAGGGCUACCGGAGACUACAGGUCUAUACGUUUGUUCAUGCUGACUUUGUGGCUUUGUUAUUUUGGUCUAGUUGAUUUUGUGUCAGGCAUGGUUUGAUGUGAGGGCGUACGUCUACAUCUAUGCUCUUUCACGCGGUACAUUAUACAUACACAUCGAUGCUCGGUGUCGCUUCCGGUAAGCUGCCAACCAAGCGCUUGAGC
Messenger RNA from Chaetomium strumarium, 2391 nucleotides. RefSeq lists its product as uncharacterized. Bases 271 to 2139 code for a protein of 622 amino acids. Lineage: Eukaryota; Fungi; Ascomycota; Sordariomycetes; Sordariales; Chaetomiaceae. The record is from RefSeq and is a predicted model, not a curated record. The transcript is spliced from 4 exons.